UAUUAUUUCAACACCCCUUGUAAAAUUACCACUCGACUUGUGUGUAAUUUGUGUUGUUUUCGUUGCAUCUUUUACAGUGAUGAUAGGCCAGAACUUGGACGACAGUAAUAAAAACUUUAAUCCAAAUAAGCUGCCGUUAGACGGCCUAAAGCUAACGCUAAUUGCCAACGAUGGCGUUAGACGACAGUUGCCUGCACUUGAUGUUCAUUGGCUGACACGUGAUAAGACUUUUCAUAGUUAUAUCUGCAUGCUAAGCUCCUAUGGGCGCACAAAAUCGGGCGCCGCAUUAGACGAGUGGCAACACAUUGCCGCUAGCUGUUUGCAAGACUUUGAGUUCCUCCUUCAACUAAAACAUCACGAAUUCUGGUCGUAUAUGGUGUAUGAUGAAUCGGCCAUGGCAUCCGUUGUUACAUUUCUUCAGCGCGCCAAUCCCUACUACCGAAAGGACAUGGACAGCAAUGCAGCAGAGGGAAACGAUGUGGCACUGAUCAAUGCAAAGGCGCUUUAUGCUCAGCUGCUCAAUCGGACUAUCCGUGUGGUUAUGCGACUGCUUACAUCAAAAGAAUCGCCCACAGAGUGGAUAACACAGCAGCAGCACAGUUCUCUAUUGUAUGACAACUAUCUGAUAUCUGUCCCACUAUUGUGCGAUUUGGUUAUUGCAGUGGGCGAUGCCGAUGAACAGAAUUUGAAAACGCUGCAAAAUAUCUUUGAUGCUGUGUUGCGUAUUCAGCCAGAUUACAAAAAAGAUUUGGAGGAAGGUUUGGCUUUCUAUGAGAAUGCCUUUCUUAGCAUGCAGAUACAGGUGGAAAAUGAGGGCUGCGAAGGUGCUGGCGGUGGCGUGCUCUUGUAUCCUGAUGCCGAAACACCCUACGACGAUGUUGUACUAUUUGCCUUAGAUUGUGCCUAUACACUACGUUUGCUCAUCCAGUUGUGCCCUGCACUGCUCGCGGCCUGUGAGCAGCUGAAAAUUGUACAAAGCAUUGCCAAUUUUUACGAUCUGACCGUCCCAAUGUUGUAUAGAAAUAUCUUUCUUAAUAACGCACACGCCAGUUCCUUGCGGUGGCUGAAUGAGGCGCGUCAACAAUUCCUGAACGUUGUGCGACGCAUAACCAGUGCGCAGUUGAAAUCUGGGCAUGGCCAGCAGCUGGUGGAGUUGCUGCAGGAAUGCCUCUCAGCACAGACCUUUGUUGUGGACUAUCAACGCCAAUAUCCGGUGCAGCAGGAUAUAGAUUUGCUGCUGGAGCUGUGCCCCGACAUCAAAAACUACAAGGUGGACUUUGUGGUUACAGGCUACCAGAAGGCGCUUAGCACCUGUACCAAUGGUAUCCUCGCUGAUGAAUUGGUUGCCAAUAUUCUUAAUUCGGAUGAUGAGGAGGAUGAUGACGGAGAAGAUUCGCUUGCCUCAGCGCUGACAGCAUCUGCAACAGUUGAAAAUGGCAUUGCUCGCGACAUUGAUUUGGAAGUGUCCGCCGUGCUAGACGUGUUGCCAGAUUUGGGAAUGGGCUUUAUUCGACGCGUACUGAAUCGUUACGAAAACAGCGAGCAGGCGAUUGCAGCUAUACUAGAUGAUAAUUUGCCGCCCGAUCUGUUGCACAUGGAUAGGCAGGAGGUAUACAUACCAGCCGAUCCGCAGGACAAAUUGCAAAGCCAAACUGGUGUACGGCAUUACAAUGUACAUGAUGGUGAUAAGUACGAUGUGCUUACUCAUGAUAAUCCGCAGUGCAUAAUUAAGCAAGGCAAGGGACUGCCUGGUGCACCGCGCAACGCAGAGCAGUUGCUGGACGACAAGCGCGAUAUUAACCAAUUGAAGCAGCGCUAUCAGCAAUAUGCUCUAGUAGAGGAAACAUCAAACGAAUGUGGUGCCGAGUACGAUGACGAGUACGACGACAGCUAUGAGGCAUUAAACGAUGGCCAAGCGCCGCCGCAAAGUUUGUUACGUACCAAAUUGCAGCAGGCAUCAGCUGCAGCUGCCAGCAGCGCUUACGAAGCGCAGGACGCUUUCGAAGACGAUCAAGAUGACGAUGAUAAUGCUAGCGACGACGGUGAUCAGAAUGUGGCGACAAACGUAACAAAACGUAUGGACUUCUGUGAGAAUCCAGAGUUAAUACGUGAACGUUAUCAGCAACGGCAGAUGGCCAAGUACGGACAGCGUGCCCAUGUCGAUGUUGUGGGCGGGCCCAAGGGAACAGGGCAGACUCAACAAACGAUGCGAAAUCGCAACCAAAAGGAAACACACAAAUCAUCACGCGCCAAUCACAAUCGCAAAGCUGGCGCUGCCUUCAAGCGCAGCAAGGGCAUGAUGUCCUAAUUCUGUCUGCCCAUUCUACAUUAACUUAUUUAACUAACGGACUUUUAACGUUCCAAUAAACUGAAAAUGAAUAAAUAUAUCAGCUGUUGCAGUUGCUGCUGAAAUUGCUUACAUUGA
Molecule: messenger RNA, 2425 nt
Organism: Drosophila hydei
Lineage: Eukaryota; Metazoa; Arthropoda; Insecta; Diptera; Drosophilidae
Product: activating signal cointegrator 1 complex subunit 2
Exons: 5
Coding region: 80-2308 (742 amino acids)
Biological process (GO): regulation of DNA-templated transcription
Molecular function (GO): ubiquitin binding
Source: RefSeq, a predicted model, not a curated record